CUCGGAUGAUGUCAAUUGAACUGGCCCUCGAUAUCAAAUAUCGACCAAGACACCAAACACCAUGUCGGAAGAACCACAAUCACUUCGAGCGCUAUGGCAGACCCUCGAGGACAAGCGACGACAGAUUGAGGGCUCGUGGGACACAAACUCUGCCGCCCACCAAGCGCUGCUGAAUGCCACCGUCAGCGGCUACGAGCAGGCUCUUCGCAUCCAGGACCAAAUCGCCCUCUUCAGUCCAAAUGAAUCCGCAGAGGACAUCGCCACAAACGACCUACACUACCUCCUGGCCAACUACCGACUCGCCGACCUGAGUCAGCGUGUGUCGUCCGGUGAUCGCAAAGCUGUCUUGCGUCGCGCCCAACAUUGCUACGACAAGUUUCUCCGACAACUCGACCUCUACGACCUUCUUUCUCCAUCUGACGCAAAACUUCUCGAGGAAUACCGCGAGGAUCCAACUUCCUUCUCCACCGCCUCAACUUCGGAUCCUGCUGCUCGCCGCGAGAGAAAGAUCCUACGAUUCAAGCAAGAGAAGGACCUCAAGCAAAAGCUGCAACAUCUACAACAAAAUCCUGCCGCUCUACAAAACGACGAUGACAUGCACCGUCGCUUACAGCUGACUCAGAUCGACUUUUGCGUGCACCAAUCCUUCCAGUCCCUCGAGUCCAUCGCCCAAGAGCUCCACAUCCUCUCAAGAGCCCCGCCACCACCUCCGCCAGGACAAGAGACCUUGUCGUCCGAUCUCAGAGAGCGUCACAAGUCAAACGAUGGCUAUUCGGAAAGAUUGGACGGUCCCAUGUCUGCUGGCUUGUCAGGACCCAUGCUAAGCAAAGACGGCAAGCCACUACGUCCAUUCACGCUUCUCAACACACGCCAGACAAUGCAGGCUGGUGUCUUCCGUCCCGACCACAGUCUUCCUACCAUGACAAUUGACGAGUACCUGGACGAAGAGAAACGCCGUGGUGGUAUGAUUGAAGGUGGAGGUGCUCAAUCUGGUGUCCAGCCGGAGGUAGAUGAGGAUGACUUGGACAAGGCAGACGAAGCAACAAUGAAAGCAAGAGCUUGGGAUGAAUAUGUCGAGCACAACCCCAAGGGCUCUGGCAACACCUUGAAUAGAGGCUGAGGCUGCUCCGAGUCAUUGGAAUCCUUGCAUGCAUCUUUCAUGUUUCUAUCAUGGCCCCGAGUCACGUCUAGGCGGACUUGUUGGAUCAAGGCUGAGCCAAGCAGGCGCAACACUACGAUAGGUACCAGAAGCUGGGGAGUCCAGAGUUUGCCGGCUAUCUGGGAUGGAGCCAUGGUCAAUUGUGAUUUCGAGACAUGUCUCUGACUCGGCGGCUAUCGUGUCGUCCUUUUAGCACCAUUAGGAAAGCAAUGGGAAGUAUGACCGUAGGCUACGUGCAUCUUCACAACCGACUCCGACGGCGCAGAGUGCCGGGCUAUGGGCGAUAUUCGUUGAUUAGGAAGCCAUCACAUCGGCUUGGGCCUUGUCCUAUGCGAAG
This is a messenger RNA of Aureobasidium subglaciale EXF-2481, 1496 nucleotides long. RefSeq lists its product as uncharacterized. The transcript has a single exon. NCBI's taxonomy places the organism in Eukaryota, Fungi, Ascomycota, Dothideomycetes, Dothideales, Saccotheciaceae. The coding region runs from base 62 to 1120 and encodes 352 amino acids. The record is from RefSeq and is a predicted model, not a curated record. Gene Ontology annotation, cellular component: cytosol. Gene Ontology annotation, biological process: regulation of signal transduction; regulation of dephosphorylation. Gene Ontology annotation, molecular function: protein phosphatase 2A binding.